AUGGCGGAUGCAAAGGCCAAGGGGAAGGGCAAAAGAAGCGGCCAUGGCGACGAGCACAAAGAUGACCCAGCAGAGAGGCCUUCGGCCGAAGUCUUGACAGCGCAGCUUUGCAAGGCAAUCCAUGGCGGCGCCAGCGCAGAAGCCGAAGACCUCUUCAGUCGACUGGACAGCGAGCUCCGUCGUCAGGACUCCGUGCGCCUGCAGAACUACGUGUCGGAGCUGGAAGCGGCUGCUGUGGCCGCAUUGCCUGAUGACUCUGACAGCUCCGGGGACGAAGGCGCAAGCAGAAAACCAUCCUGA
Symbiodinium sp. CCMP2456 is the source of this 300-nucleotide messenger RNA. NCBI's taxonomy places the organism in Eukaryota, Dinophyceae, Suessiales, Symbiodiniaceae. The record is from the annotation of a GenBank genome assembly.